AUGGCAGUGCUAGCUUCAGUCACUGGAAGUGGUUUUGUGGCGAAUCUGUGCCUUUAGCAUUUUGGUUUGAUAUUUUGUAAGACUUUUAUCAACAAAAGGCUGCCACACCUCUUUGAUAAAACAAUGCACUUAGCCUCGAGAAGGGGUGUGUAGCGUUUGUGCGCAGACUGUUACAAUGCAAUUGUAAAAAUGAAAAACUCUUUAUGUCUCCACUCGGUUACACGUGUGAUAUGCAAGAAAAUUUGAGCAAAAUAAAAUUUACAGACAAUUUCAGAAACGAGUGAAGAUGAACGCGGAGCCUCCUCUCCUGUCCUCCAAGCAUGUGACUGGAGUGAAGUUAUGUCCGUAGUGGACACUUACCCGGCUAAUGAUAAAGUGAAUGUCACAAAAAACUGGUUGGAUUACAUUAUUUUCAAAUGUAUGAACACAAUAGUUGGUUAAAAUUGAAAGACAGAAUAUUUAAAAGCUUGCUACUUGCAGUUAUUAGUAGUGCAUUAGGGCCUGACGACUUGGAGGGUAAGUCAUUUAUCUGCAGGUUUUCAAGUCCCUCGAACUCAAAAUAUUCCUCCAAAAUUUUUGCUUUAAAAUCCUAGCUGAAAAGGUGAUUAAACGGGGUUUCGUUACUCUUCUUCGCAAUACUCCGAUGCAAUGGAGCUCUCUGUGCAGUUUCCUAAAAACCUGUUUUACGGAACCAAAUGCGUACCUGGAUAAGAUUUGGCUAAUGGCUUUAUUGUUUCUCCAAAAACUGUAAUCAUUCAUAUCGUAUCUUUUAUGUGAGAUUCCAAGUUUCCUUAUAAUUCGUUUCAACAGAGACUGUAGUUAAUGGCAAUUUUUCUAACUCUGCAUCGGUCACAUUAUCGGUGUUCAAUCAAGACAUUUUGGGUGACAUUUUGAUUGAAAGUCCUAUUUCUUCUAGGGGAGAAAACUAGCCAUUAUCGAGACUGAGAUUUUGGAGCACACAUUUUUUUUCCCAAAAACACAACUUGUAAAUGGAUUCCUGCUUCUAUGGCCUCGUGGAUGAGUGAAGCGUAGACUUAGUCGUCCACUCCACUCCAGAGGAACUUGCAUUGUAUUAAUGUAUGGAAGCAGCUCACUUGCUGAGAAGAAAUUACCACAUGUUAGGGGAUUUUGGAUACUGUUAAGGAAAAAUUGUGCACUCGAAUUAGCUUAUUUCAGUAGGUGGUGCCAAAGGCGCGCCUCAGAAUGAUCCAUUUUGAAUCAAAAUCCUCACAAAAGUGCUUUGUUGCAUUCUUUUCUUGCUCUGUUGCUUGCCUCCAAUUUUAUGCCUUGUUGUUGAGCUUCAUAUCAGUGAACACGAAGAUUGGAGAAGAAAAAUGUACUCCGAAUUGGCAUAGAUCUUGUCAAACUCUUUUUGGAAUAAUGAGAAUAAAUGACUUUAAAGGCAUUGCGAAUCGUAAUUUAGCUAAAAGAGGAAGUCGAGAAAGCUUCAUUGCAAAAACAUAUGUAGGACUUUGUUCUACGCACCACUGAAAAAUGUUUGCUACAAGAGCUCUCUGUUUCUAACAAAUUUUUAAAAUGACGAUAAAACUGUGCGAGUUCGCCCACCAUCCACUUUUAAUUGAAAUGAGUACCUUGCACUGAAGAUGGUGGUAAGCAUUUGAAGGGGUGCAGCAGCAAAACCUUUGAUCCACAUUUAAUGCCUCAACUUUUAGAAAACCACCUUCCCUUGAUCGGGAGUGAUUGCUUAGGAAGUAAGUGCAAGUAGUAAAACAAUUCAUUCACAUCAUUGCGCGUUGGAAUCUAAAGUGUUGUCGAAGCACAGCAAAUGAACUCCGUCCACAGACCAUCAGAACAAAUAAUGCGACAUCUUCUUCAUUUUCAUCUUAAUGAACGUGUGAGUGAGUGAAGACAGCAAAGGUUGUAUUGCGUCUGCCGGUGGGGCUGGUGGGUCACAGCCCCACUUCCACCCCUCCUACCAAUCCAAUGCCUUUCAUCACCAAAUGGGAAGUUUAUAGGUGCUGCCUUGGUAGCAAUCAAAUGCAAAAUUCGGCCAUGUUAAGACGUCAAUCCUGGUUUCCACUGGCUGUGACAAACUUCAAGGGUCUUUAUGAAGAGCCCAUAUAUUACGUUGGCUAAUCUUCAAUUCCACCACAACAAGAGGGCUAGAAACGACGUCUGCGUUUGCCAUCCGCCCCACCUCCGUGUUUUACUAGCCGACCUUUUAACAGCUAAAAAUUGACACCGUCGUGGACCGUCUGGAGAGGUGUCGUUUCAGAGUUCUCUUUACCGCGUUUGUGCAAGGAUGUCAGCGAUGACUCUACGCUUAAGCGUCUUCCAUGGCGAACUUUAUUUGAUCCCGUUUUGUCUGUAACGCAUGCCUUCCAGACAAGUGCUCUAAUGUCUCCCCUUGGACACAAUUAA
Messenger RNA from Hydatigera taeniaeformis, 2382 nucleotides. NCBI's taxonomy places the organism in Eukaryota, Metazoa, Platyhelminthes, Cestoda, Cyclophyllidea, Taeniidae. The record is from the annotation of a GenBank genome assembly.